Molecule: messenger RNA, 2433 nt
Organism: Branchiostoma floridae (Florida lancelet)
Lineage: Eukaryota; Metazoa; Chordata; Leptocardii; Amphioxiformes; Branchiostomatidae
Exons: 4
Coding region: 249-1724 (491 amino acids)
Biological process (GO): SCF-dependent proteasomal ubiquitin-dependent protein catabolic process
Cellular component (GO): SCF ubiquitin ligase complex
Source: RefSeq, a predicted model, not a curated record
CCGCUAUAGGGGUCAUGGUGUGUCAAUGACCUGAAUGAUCGCCGGAUGGCUAGCAGACCACGUGGUUUUCCACACUACGGUUAAAUGACAGCGAGUUUCUGGAUCCAGUUCGACGAUGCCUUUACUGAAGUCGCCGCCGACCCUCCAAACAUCGUGCCUGGACGUGGUGUGUAGACUGCCCCAGGAGGAGUGGGACAGACCACACAUCGCCACAUGGCUUCCUAAGAUCACCAGCGAGAAGCAGCCACAUGCACAACCUCUGUGCAAAUUUGUAUCAGGAUUUGCUUGAUCACCUGGUUGAGACGAAGCAGCUGCAAGCCUGGCACCUGGAGCAUGUGGCACACGAGAGUCUGAAGACUCUGCGGCUGAAAUCUUGUUCCAAAGUCCUUGAUGUUGACUCUGUGAAACUCAUCUCGAUGAGAUGUCCUAACUUGGAAGAAGUUUCAUUGUUCAAGUGCAAAAAACUACCAGUUCAGAGUAUUCAGCUGAUGGUUGGCAAUCUUGCACAUCUGAGGGUGCUGAACAUUAAUUGUACCACUGCCGACGACACCACCAUGAAGACUCUGGCCCGUGGAUGUCCCGAACUCGAAGAACUGGGAAUAAUGAAUACCAAUGUCACAGACGUUGGCUUGUUUGAGCUGUGUGGUUUGGGGGAAUCUGGGGAGGGGUGUAAGAAGCUUGCUGUACUGCAGAUGUAUGAUUUAGCCAAAGUCACCCUCUUUGGUGUGUCCUAUGUGAUCAGAGCCUUGAAAGAGCUGAGAAAAGUGACUACUGAGCACAACAUAGGGCUUGCCGUGUACGGCAUUUAUCAGGAAUGCCUUCUACACAAUCUUCCAUUGCUCCCUCUCAAACUAGACUUAGUCAGCUUCUCAUCAUCGACUGCCGAACAAUCAUCGGGGGUGAAAACAUUCACGCCCGCACCUGCCUCGUACAUCAAGGGUCUGAUAUUAUGUCCCAAUCUGAAAGUUCUUGUGCUUAAUGCAGAGAUGUUGGCAGACAUGGAUGAAGAGAUUCUGCUUGGUCUUUCCAAACUGACUCGUUUGGCAGUUGCAGACUCCUACCCGGAGCUUGACGACGGCACAUUCCAUCGAGACGUCCUCCCUUUCUUGAGUAAAGUUGGCGCUAAGUUAACGUUGGAUUGGGCAACGCUUGUUGGUUUCUCGGAUCUUGACAUGCUCGCUGUCUCAGCCCACUGCCCUAAGGUGCAGAACUUAGUCUUUCAGAGUGUGCAGGGCAUUGCUCGAAUGCCAGACUGGCAGGUAGAGGACUCUGCUUUCCAAAACAUUAACAGCUUUUACCUCGACAUCCUUGUCGACGACGUGCCACAGGAAUCCCUUCGGUACCAGCUGGAGAGAGUGUUGAAAAACGCGCCCAAGUUGAAACACCUGCACCUGGAGUAUGUGCACUGCUUCACGGAUGACUUCAUGUCCGACGUGAUGAAGUGUAACAAGCUUGAGUUUCUCGAGAAUUUGGAGCUGAUCGAGUGUCAUGGCGUCACACGGAAAACCAUCGAGGCCUUGCUGAGCACAGCACACAACCUCGGCGUAGUGGCUGUGCACAAUUGUGACCAACUGAAGCAGGCAGACCUAGACUACCUGACUGAGCUGGCAGCUAUGCAAAAUAUCGACUUGUGUGUGGUAGACAAAUUUGAUAAAGAGUAUGAAGCAAAUAAUAAUAAUAGAGAAGAACAGUUAGAAGAAGAACUGGAAGUAUCAGUAGAUUAGGAUCAGAAAUUUUUUUUUGAAAUUAUUUGGAGAUCAAUGUGCCUCAUUUGUGGAAUCAGUUUUGAAUAUCAUUAGAUGUAAGAUUCAAAGAUGUAGAGCAAAUAUUUGGGCUUCUAAGAGAAAAAAAAGACUUUUCCAUUGUCAGGCAAAAUACAAAGUAUGUGUCCAAGAGCUAGGAUUAGAUGUCCCAAGAGGAUUUCUGACUGAGAGGGGUCCAUACAGGUAAUUCAGGGGAAAUUAUCACAGAUUGUAUAUUCCUAUACAAUGGACCAAGGAUAUAUUUUUCUGUAUUUUUUUUUUCAAAUGAAACAAACUGAAUUUCUUACCUCUAUUCCCAGCUGUGUUAAUGUCAGCUGAAUGCACCACAUUUAAUAGCAGAAUAUUAUAAGAGAUAUGAAAAAUAUACUUAUAAUGGAUUUACUCAAAAUCAGGCAAUAGAAUGAGAAGGUACUGCAGAUAUUUGAAUUGUGCUUGUAACUAGUCUUACACAAUACUUCUAGAAAUAUGCUGCUGUGAAUGCUAUGUUUAUUUCUGUAUUGUUUACUAAUUAUAUAUUCCUAAAAUUUUCAUAAGCAUAGUGAUGACUAGUACAUGAGGUAUGAUAUGAUUAUGGUAAAAAACUGUCACGAAGAAUGUAAUUAAUGAUUAUCAUAUUAGAUACAGAAAAAUAAAUUACCACAGUCAAUGAACCCAUAUUUUAUUGAUAUCA